AUGGUUAGGAGAGAAACAUCAACUUUCAAGCCCUCACAGUUCAAGAACAGAGAGACCUCCGUUGAAACUGGCGCCUCGGUUCGUAACACUAUCCAGUCUGGCUCGUUUACGGUUGGCCAGAAGACGGAGGAUGUCCAGCGUGAGGAUGAAGGUAUGGACGAUGAUACCGGGACUCACACCGACAGUUCGGCAAUCGAGGAAGAGGGUCAUGCCGAGAAAAGAGUGUCGUCAAGUCGCCGUCAACGAAUCAGGGAUGUAGUUUUGAUCUUUUAUUCCAAGUUUGGAACCACAGUCAAUCUUGCAGGAAUGGUCAUCGUCGGACUCGGAUACAGCAUUUUGGCAGAGUACCUGGGCAGCUCACGACUACUGGGAGCCUUUGUCGCGGGUGUCUUAUUCUCGGACUUUGAGGAUCUUUGCCACCGAUACGAAAAACAGAUUGCGCACAAGAUCCAGCCAGUGAUGAAUGCGGUGUUCUUUGCUACCAUUGGCUUUGCGAUCCCACUGACUACGAUCUUGGAACCUGUUUUAUUCGGUUGGGGUCUUGUCUAUGCUGUGAUCGCUACGCUUUCGAAGUUGACGACCAUGAUAACGCGCGGAGAACUUGGGUUGUUGAUGGUACAACAGGCACAAAUGGAGGGCGUGAUGGGCCAGACAACGAUAGUUAUCACCACCUGGUCGAUCGUCUUGGCCACUCUUUUUGGUGUCGGAACAUUCAGCGUUGUUAUGAAGCGCAAGAUCAAGACAUAA
Messenger RNA from Linnemannia hyalina, 747 nucleotides. NCBI's taxonomy places the organism in Eukaryota, Fungi, Mortierellomycota, Mortierellomycetes, Mortierellales, Mortierellaceae. The record is from the annotation of a GenBank genome assembly.